Paramuricea clavata is the source of this 2710-nucleotide messenger RNA. The record is from the annotation of a GenBank genome assembly. Lineage: Eukaryota; Metazoa; Cnidaria; Anthozoa; Malacalcyonacea; Plexauridae.
AUGCUUAAACCAGGUUGGAAAUUCGCAUCGUUCGUUGUAGCCGUGCUAGCUUGGCGUUGGUUUACAAAACGUGCUAGCAUUAGCGAAACGUUUCGUGGUAAAAAUGUUGUAAUCUGUGGUGGGUCCACAGGUAUUGGUGAGCAAAUAGCGUAUCGAUUUUGCGAGCAAGGUGCCAACGUUCUGGUCGUGGCUAGAAGGGAAUGGGCUUUGAGAAGUGUUGUGGAAAACUGUUCGCGUCUUGGGGCAGCCUCGGCUAGUUACAUUAUUGCUGACUUACAGGGAGGUGGGAUUGGCAAUGGACAUCUUCUCGAAGUAAGUGAACUUACAUGGAGAGUUUUCAGCAGGAUUGAAUUUUUUAUUGAAAUUGAUGCACAUUUUUCUGCACCAUUUUCACACAUAUUCGUAUACGCCUGUUCCGUGCACACGUAUUCCGCAAAAACGCACAUCGAUCGAAACCGUACAUUUUUAGCGCGGUCUCCAGAACUAGCAGAAAUUUUUGAAACACUGUCAUUGCCACUAUGAGAAUGUCGACUGGCAUCAGGAUAGUUAACGACAGCGUGCCGAUGCUCACCAAACUUUGACCUCAAAAGUCUUCCAGUGUUCCCUAAUAUAAAGCGUACCAAAUUUACUGCUUGAGAUGAAGUUGAUGACAAGGGAGGAAGUGCACGUGAAGUGGUGCUUGACAUGGAAUCUAUAUAGACUCACAGGUUUCACAUUGAGGGAAACUCUAACUCUCUAUGUCUGAAUAGACUCCUUUCCGGUAAAAUAUAAUUACGUCACAACUAUGUUUUCAACUUAGCACCACCUUAAAUGGAAUAUAUUUCAAGUUUAUUUCUCACGGGCUAUGGUCAGGGGAGCAGAACAUCUUUCGUCAACACAUGCAUAAAAAAGAAUUUUGGAUUUUGACCAAUAAAUGUGGAAAUAAGCUUAAACACGAAAACGAGGCUCAGGGGCCAUGGCCUUUUUGGGCCCCUCGGCCUCGUUUUCGUGUUAAAGCUUGGGCCCCUCAACCUCGUUUUCGUGUUAUUGGUCAAAAUAAUAAUUUUUUAUCAUGCAUGUGUUAAAGAAGGAUGUUCUGCUUCUUUGCGCAUAGCCAGUAAGAAAAAAACUUAACUCCAUUUCAUUUAAUUAAGCGUGCUUCAAGGUGGUCCUAAGUUGAAAACAAUGUAGUUGUGACGUAAUUGCCGGAAAGGUCUAUUGCGUUGCACUUCGCAAAAAAAAAUUAUAUUGCGUCCUGUACUCGCAUGUAAACGAAAAUCUACAUGUGAAGUUACUGUACAGUUUUGGCGCUUCUUUCGUAUAGGAAAAUAAAAACGUUUCGCGCACCUUUAAGGGUUAACCGGCUGAGGAUCCUUAGGAAACCGUAUGAUUUAUAUCCACAUACCACAGUAUAUGCAAUUGCAUACCAAAAAAAUAUUUUGUUUUGUUUUAUGGAAGAAAAAACACAAUGUCAAAUUAUUAUUGCAGAGUUUUCGAUCGGUAAGGCGUAUGCCAUGCAGCGCAUGAUUAAAGUUAAUUAGUCAUAAUUAGUCAUAAAAAUUACGUUUUCAGUCUCAUUUGAGAGAACUUUUAAAAUGAAAUCUGAAGACCCUUACAAUUUAGAGAGAUUUUGACUGCUAGAAACUGGAUGUAGGUCGCCAUGAUGUUUCUUGGAUAUAACUGGUUAUUACACAAAAUUAUAUACCUCGCAUAUCCCUUAUGAUGAAUUCCGGCAUGUUAAAUCAUGUUGCGCUUCUUAAACCCCCGCUUCCCUAACUCACUGUCGCAGCUUACCAAAAGUUGUUUUGGCCUGCUCACAGCAUUGAACUGGGGGAGAGGAGGUGAUUUUUGCAAUAAUAGUAGGAAUGAUCUCAAGAGUUAUGUCUCAGAUCGUAUAGCUGUUAAAUUACCAUGUGGUUGACUCCCUUUCAGAGGGUCUCCCGGGCGGUGUUUUCAAACUUUGUUUCAACGUUAUAUUGCCAUUUCCCUUUAACGUUUCCAAGAAUAACACAACUCGAUUAAAUAAUGGGGAUGGCCCAAUCAGCCAACCAAUCCUGAUGACGAGGUUGAUAUCCAACAUAACUCAAAGUUCGUUCAGUUUUGUUACCAGUGAUAAUUACCAAAUUGAAAGUAAUCUAUAAAAUAUUAAUCGUUUUAGGAAUCAUUGAAACGCUUUCAAAAUAUCGAUGUGCUGGUUUUAAACCACGUUUUGUAUGAAGUAAAACGCUGGCAGGCGGACAGAAAUUUCAAUGACGUAGCAAAAGCAUUUGAUACCAACGUUCUGAGUUACAUACACCUCACAACUUUAUUCUUACCCAGUCUUCAAACAUCGCGGGGCCGUCUGUUGGUUACUUCCUCUGGGCUAGGCGUGAUAACGUAUCCAUAUUUCGCCUUGUAUUGCUCAAACAAACAUGCUCUACAUGGAUUCUUUAACGCACUAAGGCAAGAUUUGGCACUUGAGAAAAAUGAAAUGUCGAUAACUUUAAGUGUACUGGGAGCAGUCGCGACUGACAAUGCACUCAAAGUGAGCAGCGGUAAUCCCGUGGCCGGUAGCAGCGGCUGGACUCGGCUCUCCUCUGAUGAUGCUUCACGUGCAGUCGUCGAGGCCUCGUUACAUCGCGAGAGGCAAAUAUAUUUUCCGAAUUCCUUGAAGCUUCACGAAUUUGCAAGUACACAUUUUCCCGAUUUUACUGAGCGGGUAAUAAGAUAUGUCUAUGGUUUGCAUGUUUAA